AUGGGCGCCCGACCGCGCGAUGCCCGCGUCGCCAGGCUCUCGCCGCUCCGGGCUCCGCCGCUGCUGCUUCUGCUGCUGCUGCCAGUGGCCAGCGCCUCUGACGCCGAGCAUCGUCUGUUCGAGCGGCUGUUCGAAGAUUACAAUGAGAUCAUCCGGCCAGUGGCCAAUGUAUCUGACCCGGUCAUUAUCCAGUUUGAGGUGUCCAUGUCUCAGCUGGUGAAGGUGGAUGAAGUAAACCAGAUCAUGGAGACAAACCUGUGGCUCAAGCAAAUCUGGAAUGACUACAAGCUGAAGUGGAACCCCUCUGACUACGAUGGGGCAGAGAUCCUCCACGUCCCCGCACAGAAGAUCUGGAAGCCAGACAUUGUGCUGUAUAACAAUGCUGUCGGGGACUUCCAGGUGGACGACAAGACCAAAGCUCUGCUCAAGUACACGGGGGAAGUGACCUGGAUCCCCCCGGCCAUCUUUAAGAGCUCGUGCAAAAUUGACGUGACCUACUUUCCGUUUGAUUACCAGAACUGCACCAUGAAGUUCGGCUCCUGGUCCUACGACAAGGCCAAAAUUGACCUGGUCCUGAUCGGCAACUCCAUGAACCUUAAGGACUACUGGGAGAGUGGCGAGUGGGCCAUCAUCAAGGCCCCUGGCUACACACAUGACAUCAAGUACAACUGCUGCGAGGAGAUCUACCAGGACAUCACGUACUCGCUGUACAUCCGGCGCCUGCCCUUGUUCUACACCAUCAACCUCAUCAUCCCCUGCCUGCUCAUCUCCUUCCUGACCGUGCUCGUCUUCUACCUGCCCUCCGACUGCGGCGAGAAGGUGACCCUCUGCAUCUCAGUCCUCCUCUCCUUGACCGUGUUCCUCCUGGUGAUCACUGAGACCAUCCCGUCCACCUCGCUGGUCAUUCCCCUGAUUGGCGAGUACCUCCUGUUUACCAUGAUUUUUGUAACCUUGUCCAUCGUCAUCACCGUCUUUGUGCUCAACGUGCACUACAGAACCCCCACCACGCACACAAUGCCCACGUGGGUAAAGACCAUAUUCCUGAACUUGCUUCCCAGGGUCAUGUUCAUGACCAGGCCGGCAAGCAGCAAGGGUACCACUCGGAAGCCAAGACCCUUCCAUAGUGCUGAACUCUCCAACCUGAAUUGCUUCAGCCGCACAGAGUCCAAGGGCUGCAAGGAAGGCUACCCCUGCCAGGACGGGAGGUGCAGCUACUGCCACCACCGCAGGGUAAAAAUCUCAAAUUUCAGUGCCAACCUCACGAGAAGCUCCAGCUCUGAAUCUGUCGAUGCUGUGCUGUCCCUCUCUGCUCUUUCACCGGAAAUCAAAGAAGCUAUCCAAAGUGCCAAGUGUAUCGCAGAAAACAUGAAAGCACAGAAUGAAGCCAAAGAGAUUCAAGACGACUGGAAGUAUGUUGCCAUGGUGAUCGAUCGUAUUUUCCUGUGGGUUUUCAUCCUGGUGUGCAUUUUAGGGACAGCAGGGUUGUUUCUGCAGCCCUUGAUGGCCAGAGAUGAUGCAUGAGCACUAAACUCCGUGUCUGCCUGAGGUUAUUUACGUGUGUGUUGGGGCUCAGUCUUUGAAGUUUAUAUUUUAUCGUGGUAAAAUACACUUAGAGCAUAAAAUACAUCACCUUCACCAUGUUUAAGUGCACAGUUGAGUGGUAUUAAACACAUCACACUGUUGUGCAACCUUCACCAUCAUCCAUCCCUGUAACUCUUUUCAUCUUGUAAAAUUGAAACUCUAGACCCAUGAAACUAACUCCCCGUUCUCCACCGCUCCCCCACAACCACCACCAUCAGACAUUCUGUCUUCAUGAUUUUGACUGUUCUAAGUACCUCAUGUAAGUGGAAUCAUACAGUAUUUGUCUUUCGGACUGGCCUAUUUUACUUCACAUGUUCUCAAGGUUCAUCCAUGUUGUAGCAAAUUGCAGAACUUCCUUACUUUUUAAGGCUGAAUAAUAUUCCAUUGUAAGUAUAUACAUUUUGCUCAUCCAUUCAUCUGUUGUUGGACACCUGGGUUGCUCAGAUGUUCUGGCUGUUGUGACUAUUGCUACUGCGUACACUCUUCAGUAAUCGGAUUUCAGUUCUUUUGGAUAUAUAUACACCCACAAAUGGAAUUGCUUGGUUAUAAGGCAAUUUUAUUUUUAACUUUUUAAGGAAGCAUCAUACUGUUUUCCACCACAGCUGUACCAUUUUACAUUCCCACCAACAAUGCCCAGGAUUCCAGUUUCUCCACAUCCUCAUCAAUACCUGUUUUCUGUUUUUUUUGAAAAAAGCAAUCCUAUUGGUUGUGAAGUGGUAGCUCAUUGUAGUUUUGAUUUGCAUUUCUCUAAUGAUUUGUGAUUUUGAGCAUUUUUUCACGUGCUUAUCGGCCAUUUGUAUACCUUCUUUGGAGAAAUGUCUGUUCAAGAUCUU
This is a messenger RNA of Camelus dromedarius (Arabian camel), 2414 nucleotides long. It is a transcript of the gene CHRNA3, whose product is annotated as cholinergic receptor nicotinic alpha 3 subunit. The transcript is spliced from 6 exons. Gene Ontology annotation, biological process: nervous system process; monoatomic ion transmembrane transport; chemical synaptic transmission. NCBI's taxonomy places the organism in Eukaryota, Metazoa, Chordata, Mammalia, Artiodactyla, Camelidae. The record is from RefSeq and is a predicted model, not a curated record. Gene Ontology annotation, molecular function: acetylcholine-gated monoatomic cation-selective channel activity; transmembrane signaling receptor activity. Gene Ontology annotation, cellular component: synapse; plasma membrane; postsynaptic membrane. The coding region runs from base 1 to 1521 and encodes 506 amino acids.